Molecule: messenger RNA, 963 nt
Organism: Striga hermonthica
Lineage: Eukaryota; Viridiplantae; Streptophyta; Magnoliopsida; Lamiales; Orobanchaceae
Source: the annotation of a GenBank genome assembly
AUGCACCAUCAAUGUUCAUCUCUUCAAAACUACUGUCUCUCCAAAAGGCCCAACAUUAACAGUUUCUCGAGCAAGGUGAAAAAAACAAUGGCCCAACAAUUCCCCCCUCAGAAACAGGACACCCAGCCCGGAAAGGAGCAUCUCAUGGACCCGACCCCACGGGCCACCGCGCAAGAGUACAAGCCCUCUAACAAGCUCGUGGGGAAGUUUGCCCUAGUCACCGGAGGCGACUCCGGCAUUGGCCGGGCCGUGUGCCACUGCUUCGCCCUGGAGGGCGCCAGCGUGGCAUUCACGUACGUCAAGGGCCACGAGGAGAAGGAUGCAAACGACACGUUAGAGAUGUUGAGGAAGGCCAAGCAUGAAGGGGCUAAGGACCCGUUCGCGGUGCCGGCUGAUCUAGGUUUUGAUGAAAACUGCAGGCGGGUGGUGGAGGAGGUGGCCGCCGCUUUUGGCGGUAAAAUCGACAUUCUCGUGAAUAAUGCGGCCGAGCAGUAUGAGGCCAGUUCGGUGGAGGAGAUCGACGAGCCGAGGCUCGAGAGGGUCUUUCGUACCAAUAUUUUCUCCUACUUCUUCACCACCAGGCAUGCGCUGAAGCACAUGAAGGAAGGCGGGUCGAUAAUCAACACGACCUCCGUCAAUGCAUACAAGGGAAAUGCGAAGCUGCUCGACUACACAGCCACAAAAGGUGCUAUCGUGGCUUUCAUACGUGGCCUUUCCCUCCAGCUGGUCGACCGUGGCAUAAGAGUUAACGGGGUUGCGCCAGGACCCAUAUGGACCCCUCUUAUACCAGCCUCGUUCACGGAGGAUGAAAGCUCGAAUUUUGGGAAGCAAGUCCCGAUGAAGAGGGCAGGGCAGCCUAUUGAGGUGGCCCCUUCGUACGUUUUUCUUGCCUCGAAUGUCGACUCGUCUUACAUAACGGGACAGGUGCUCCACCCGAACGGGGGCACAAUCGUCAAUGCGUGA